GGAUGCAGCCCGCUGAUUAUAUCGAUGCUGCUUACUAGCCUACUGGGUUCUUAAAUGACGUGCCAUCUGAUUCAGACCAGGGGGAGGAGUGAGAUAAUAAAUACAUAAAUUAACAAACAAGGCAAAUCCACCGAAACGCCACCAUCCACCUCCUCAGUUUCAAGCAUCGUCGGUGGUGAACGGUGGAUCACUGGGAGGAAGAACGACACUGUUAUUUAAUGGCCCAUAAAUUGAGAAGUGAAAUAGUUGGCUGAAAAACUGGGGUCCUUAGCGAGGAAUAUAGUCCUUCACUGGAAGAGAGAAGGACGCGUUGUUGGUCGAGCAUCAUCCACAGCGAACCAUCAUUUUAUAAGGAGGAGACCAUCCAAACCGUUACAGUAAGGGCUUUAGAAUAGAAUAACCUACAAGUAAUUGAACGGAUAUUUAAUUGUAAAACAUUUAUUACUAAUGUAGAAUUAUACAAAUCAAACAUUGCAAAAAAUAAAUACCCGUUUAUAGACAAUUACAACGAGAAGGUAUCAUAGAAAUUAAAUCGACCUCAUCUCUCCCUUUGCCUUUUUGUAUUGCAUAUUGAUGAUAAAUUGCACCUAUAUUAGCCUAUUGGCCAAUCUUAUUUAUCAAAUCGAGUUCAUAUAGCAUGGGCCAGGGCUAAGUAAGGCAUAGGCUAUCGGUAAAUUGGACUCGAGAGGAAAGCACGACGCAACCUUAUUUGCCAUUAUCCAUGUCAAACAUCCUUUUCAAUUUGUCGUUUCAUUUCCGAUCUCAGAACAUUUCCCCAUAUCUAGGCUGAGAGUAUUUUUUUCCUAUAUCCACCUCCCCAGUGGAUUUUUAAGGGCAGUCUGGAAUACCACGACUGGUUGUGCUUUGGGGGGGGACCAUUUUUGACGUUUGAUUAGUGAGGUUUGACGCCACGGAGAGAAGAUGUCGGGGCAGACGCUGACGGACCGCAUUGCCGCGGCGCAAUACAGCUUAACCGGAUCGGAGGUUGCUCGAGCUGUUUGCAAAGCCACCACUCAUGAGCAGACAGCACCCAAGAAAAAACACCUGGAAUACCUGAUUGAGGCCACCAAGGAGUCUAAUGUGAACAUCCCACAGAUGGCGGACACGUUGUUUGAGAGGGCCACCAAUGCCAGCUGGGUGGUGGUGUUCAAGGCCCUGAUCACUACGCAUCACAUGAUGGUCGCUGGCAAUGAGAGGUUCCUCCAGUUCCUUGCCUCCAGGAACACCCUCUUCAACCUCAGUAACUUUCUGGACAAAACUGGCUCCCAUGGCUACGACAUGUCCACGUUUAUCAGACGCUACAGCCGGUACCUCAACGAGAAGGCGUUCGCCUACAGACAGAUGUCCUUCGACUUUGGCAGAGUGAAGAAGGGAGCUGAGGGGGUGAUGAGGAAGAUGCCCGUAGAGAAGCUGUUGAAAGGAAUGCCCACUCUGCAGAGCCAGAUAGACGCCCUGCUGGAGUUUGAUGUCCAUCCCAAUGAACUGACCAAUGGGGUGAUCAACGCGUGCUUCCUCCUGAUGUUCAAAGACCUGAUCAAGUUAUAUGCCUGCUACAAUGACGGGAUCAUUAAUGUAUUAGAGAAAUUUUUCCAGAUGAAGAGAGGACAGUGCAAAGACGGGCUGGAGAUCUACAAGAGAUUCUUGACACGGAUGACCAGGGUUUCUGAGGUCUUCAAAAUUGCUGAGACCAUAGGAAUUGACAAAAAUGAUAUCCCGGAGCUCACUCAGGCCCCUGAGAGUCUCUUGCAGUCCCUGGAGACUCACCUAAACACUCUGGAGGGGAAGAAGCCAGAGGAUGUUCACAGAGACGAUGUGUCACCAACCAAGGAGUGUGAAGCAAAUGGCUCCCCGGCCGCAGCCGCCACGCCUACAAAAGCUCAAGCGGCCCCUGCAGCUGCUGCUACUCCAGUUGCUCCUGCCCGCCCUGGACCACCUGCCAGACCCACGGCGGCACCCACCUUCAAGGACUCCAACAAUGCUCUGCUAGACUUGGAUCCAUUGUCAGCCUCCCCAUCAGCAGGUGGAGCAGCAGCCUCUAUCUCGUCAUGGGGAGAUCUGCUUGGUGGCGGUUUAGAUACCCCGCCUGAUCCCACUAGCACCUCUGAGCCAGCCGCUGUUGCUGCUGCUGAUGCUGCAGCCGGUCCAGCUUCCACGCCCACGGUGGCCCAUACGGAUGGCCCCGCCGCGCCCUCUGUGGCCCCCGUGGUGGUGCUGCCCGUGCCCGCCACUACCGCCUCAGACAUGGAUCUGUUCGGAGACGCGUUUGCACCCUCCCCAGGUGACGGCCCGCCCAGCAGGGCGCCUGCUGCUGAUGCAUGUGCCGGAUCUGACCCCUUCGCUCCAUCGGAGGGGAGUGCGAACUUGGCUCCAGAGAUGGACCUCUUUGCUAUGAAGUUCGAUAACACGCUGGCUGCCCCAGAAGCAGCCAGCCCCACCUCUAGUGCAGUGCCGAUCAUUGUCGCCCCCAUCGAGCCCCCUGCUGCCGCCCCCGCUCCCUCCACUACCACCACUGAGUCUGCAGCCGCCCCCGCUCCCUCCACUACCACCACUGAGUCUGCAGCCGCCCCCGCUCCCUCCACUACCACCACUGAGUCUGCAGCCGCCCCCACCCCUGCCGUCCCCACUCUCGACCUCUUUGGUGAUUCUAUGUUUGAUUCUAUUCCUGAGAAAAGCCCUACCGCAGAAAAAGCUGAUGCUGCUGUUACUCCUAGCGUAGACCUAUUUGGGGCAGAUCUCCCCACUAUCUCUCGUGGGCCCUCUCCUUUGCCUCCCGAGGCCAAUGCUGAUGAAGACCUCUUGUCUGGUGUGACUGAUGCAUUCUCUGCUAUGGCUCCAGCACAAGCAGUGGCUCCAACUCCAGCUCAAGCCCCGACACCAGCUCCAGCUCCUGCCCCUGCAACGGUCUCUCCUCCCAAACCUGAGCCCUCUGCACCUGCACCUGUCAUUGAUCUGCUGGACACAUUCAGUUGUCCUGCUCUGUUGGACACUACGCCCGCUGCCCCCGGGGGACCAGGAGAGGAUCUGUUGGGUGGACUGAUGUCUCCUAGCCUGGCUCCCACGGCAGCCCCUGCUCCUUUGGCCCCCGCUUUGGCCCCGGCCCUCGCCCCUACUCUGGCUCCUGUCUCAGCCCAGAAUGACUUGCUGGAGUGUGGCUUCGACACCCUCGGCUCCCUACCCCCACUAAUGCCCGCCACACCAGCAGCUGCAGACACAGUGCCGGCCGCAGCAGCACCCUCUGGUGGCUUUGAUGCAUCAGGGGACAUACUGAUGCCAGCCAUAACGCCCCAGUCCACUGGGGGUAGUGUGGGCAGCACUGGCAGUGGUGGGGUCAGUAUCAAGUUUACACCCGCGGUCGGGGUUGGCAUGACAGGCGCCACAGCUAUUAAACGGCCAUCCAUCGGGGGCGACUUGGACUCCUCCCUGGCAAACCUGGUUGGAGAUCUGGGGAUUCAGAAAAAGGACCACCAGUGGAAUGAGAAGAAGCUGACAGGAGGAUCUAACUGGACCCCCCAGGUAGCCCCUCCCAGCUGGGGCGCUCCUGGACCUAUGAUGGGUGGCCCCGCCCCUGGAGCCCCUGGUGCCCCUGGAGCCAUCCCUCCGCCCAUGGGAGCACAUCCUGGCUUUAGCAUGGCCUCAGCAGCUGGAUCUGGAGUACCCAUGAUGCCUCCCAUGAUGAUGGGACAGCCAAUGAUGGGUCAACCCAUGAGACCACCCCUGCCAGGAGCUGCAGCACCAGGGGCACUGCUGUCUUCAGGACCUGCUGCCACCCAGAGCAAAAAACCCAAGGACCCACUGGCAGACCUCAACCUCAAGGACUUAAUGUAAUCCCCCAGACCAGCUCUUGUUUUUCUGGAGCUGGGCCCUCUGGCCGCCUGUCUUAUUUCGGCGUUCUCUACAACCUGGGACACCAGAGACCCUCCUCAGCUACUCACCUAUAGGAGAUCCCCUUCCUCCAGCCCACCCCAUCCCAGCCCCCUGUGUAAUGUUGUAGCACAAACUGUGAAAGUGACACCUUAGUGAGGAAAAACCAAGUGUGUGCUUAACUAGAUGUAACCUUUUGUCUAAACAAAACCACACAAAACAUAUUUACAAAAAAAAUGUCUAUCAAAGCAAGGCAGAAACCCGAGCGGAAGCUGAAGGCGUAUGUGCUGUUUGUAUUUAGAUCCUUUUUUCCAGUAGUGUUGGCGUGUUGAGUUGAAUGAUGGAUGCGUGUUUGUUCGAUACCCUCAACUCCACCUUCGGCCCUGCACUGGCCUUCUGAUCACUCAAGAGGGGAGGGGGUUCCACCCUGCCUCACCCUGAUUGGAUAAGAGAGGUAAGCAAAGCAGCCCUGUCAUUUUUGGAUGAAACGUGCAAUGUGUCGUUUGCAGAAGUUCUUCUUCGUUGUUGUAUAUACAUUACACUGGCAAAUCUUUAAGGAUUCUGUCUCUACUCUGUAUGUCUGUGGAAGAGCAUAUUGAUGUGAAUCUGAUAUCAAAUUGUCAAGUCAUCAAGUCAUGUGACCAUUAUCUUAUUUCCCGUCAUCUUCUGAACGUAUUUAGAAACAAAUAUGAUAUGAAUAUAUGAUUAAUAUGAAUAAGCAACAUGUACGGGCUCCUGAAUCCUAAAUGACCAUCCAAUGAUUUUUUUAAAAAUGAUGUUCAGUGUAUUUAUUAGUUUUUUUGUCAGCGCUUAUUUUUCUAUUUAUUUAUUUUCUAGAUUUUGCGCAUCGUGUCCAGCUUUAUUUGUAUUUUCUCUCUGUUGACAUUGUUUGCGAAUCUGCUAUAAAACAUUGUCGGAUAUUUUUUACCAACAGAUCGUAUCUUAUCGCUUAUUUACAGAGAAAAUGUGUUUUCCUAAUCCUAUUCAAGAUAAAGGUCAAAGAGUGCAUAUCAGGAGCCAGAUGUUGCCAGUACCUCAUAGCUCAAUACAGAGGAGAACAGUCUUUUGUUAAACCACUAAAACAAGUUGUGUACAGUUAGUCUACUUCCUGGUAUCAGCGGCACUCUCCCUAUGGACCUAUCACUGUCCUCAUCAGUGGUCUGUUGUUUGAUUUUCAUAAUUGCUUGUACUUUAUUAUUAUCAUUAUUACUAUAACUAGACCACGGUUAGGUACUGGAUAUGUAGUGUUAUUUUUGUAUUUGAGAAGAAACAAGCAUCCUUGUCUCCCUAUUCAUCCACCCCAGAAUUUGUUACAUAUUUCUGUUCCGUUUCCUCCCCCAUUGUUAAUGAAUCAGUAAUAUUGUACAUGGUAGCAUGGGCGGAGAGGAGAGCCUGUGUAUACCCAGUCAAAAGAGGACACUGUUGAACAGUGUGGCUUCCAUGUAUAUCUAGGCAGCUGUUUAGAUCCAGUGAAACCAGUCCUGUGCUGUACAGCCCCAGAUAUAACAGAUCAUUUGUUGUGUCAUUGCAAGACUGUUUCGACAAUUGUUGUGAGAAAAAAUAUGGAUUGAAAAAUGGGAAAACAUGCUUUUUUUCAUUAUUGAGUUACAUUUUAUUUUUUAAUAUCUUAUUAUUAUUAUUUACUAUGCCCCUCCCCAGUGCAUGUAAGCCCUUUGAGAUGCAAUAAACUCAAUGAUGGAAAGAAUCGCCCAUUAAUGAUCGCCAAUCUUUUUCUCAUGUUGAUAGAUCAGAUCAUGGACACAUUGCAUUUUUAAUCUGGUGCACUAAUUGUCAUGACAUUGUAAUGACAUCAAUAGGCCUAACUUGGGUUGUGUUCAUUAGGGCGCACAACUGAAAACGUUUUAAAAUGUAAAUGACUGUUUCUUAUUGGACAGGUCCAAGUAGUCCCUCCAUGUUUCAGUCUGUUUUCUUCCAUUUGGUGCCUAAUGAUCAUGACCCUGGCUACAUGUAUAGAUGUGUCAUAGAUAGAUACAUACAUACAUACAUACAUACAUACAUACAUACAUACAUACAUACAUACAUACAUACAUACAUACAUACAUACAUACAUACAUACAUACAUACAUACAUACAUACAUACAUACAUACAUACAUACAUACAUACAUACAUACAUACAUACAUACAUACAUCACUUCUCCUCACGGUAAAGUAAACACAACAUACAAGUUGUAAUCUUGGUUUAAUUGUUGUUUUUUCAGUCAUGGUGAAAUGUUAUUCAUUUAAUGUAUUUUGUCAUCAAUGGCAAACUCGUAUAAAUUGUGGCACAUAAUAAACAAGAUUCAUCAA
Messenger RNA from Oncorhynchus gorbuscha (pink salmon), 6169 nucleotides. Its product is annotated as clathrin coat assembly protein AP180-like. The transcript has 29 exons. Bases 922 to 3825 code for a protein of 967 amino acids. Gene Ontology annotation, molecular function: clathrin heavy chain binding; SNARE binding; 1-phosphatidylinositol binding. Gene Ontology annotation, biological process: clathrin-dependent endocytosis; synaptic vesicle budding from presynaptic endocytic zone membrane; clathrin coat assembly. Gene Ontology annotation, cellular component: clathrin-coated pit; extrinsic component of presynaptic endocytic zone membrane; synaptic vesicle. The record is from RefSeq and is a predicted model, not a curated record. NCBI's taxonomy places the organism in Eukaryota, Metazoa, Chordata, Actinopteri, Salmoniformes, Salmonidae.